AUGCACUUAACAACAUUGAAAGAAAGAAGAGAAAAAGGUGACUUAAUCACAAUAUAUAAAUUGAUGAACAACCUGGAGGAAAUAGAUAGAAAAGACUUAAUAUUGAGAAGAAAAGGACACAAAAAAAUACUGCAUAAAGAAAUUUGUUUGAAAGAUAUAAAAAAAGUAGUUUUCCCCAAAGAAGUAUAG
Enterospora canceri is the source of this 189-nucleotide messenger RNA. NCBI's taxonomy places the organism in Eukaryota, Fungi, Microsporidia, Enterocytozoonidae. The record is from the annotation of a GenBank genome assembly.